This is a messenger RNA of Exserohilum turcica Et28A, 2379 nucleotides long. RefSeq lists its product as uncharacterized. Gene Ontology annotation, cellular component: peroxisomal membrane. NCBI's taxonomy places the organism in Eukaryota, Fungi, Ascomycota, Dothideomycetes, Pleosporales, Pleosporaceae. The transcript has 4 exons. The record is from RefSeq and is a predicted model, not a curated record. Bases 90 to 2225 code for a protein of 711 amino acids. Gene Ontology annotation, biological process: very long-chain fatty acid catabolic process; fatty acid beta-oxidation; long-chain fatty acid import into peroxisome. Gene Ontology annotation, molecular function: long-chain fatty acid transmembrane transporter activity; ATP hydrolysis activity; ATP binding.
UGCUGAACUCCCCGCCACGAGCGCGUCACUCGUGCGUGCGCAACGGCGACUGAGCUUGGGAUACCGCCAAUGCCUCCCCCACGAUAGCCAUGGCCGUCUUUUCAAAACCCAUCUCCUCGCAUCGCCUGAGCAAGGACUCUGCCAAGGCCAUCGUAGCGGACCUCACACGCCUCUACCUGCAGCACCGCACCAGCAUAUCGCGCGCCGUCUACCUCACCUUGUUCGUCGCCCUGAUAAACCGCAUCCGCAAUGCCAUUGCCGAGCAGAAAGCUGCUGCGCUCCGGCGGGCCUCCUCCAAGGCUUCAUCCAACAAGACGACCGGGGGCGAAGGCGAGGCCACCGGCAGGAAGAAAGUCGAGCUGAACCGCGACUUCUUUAAGAAUCUGCUGCGGCUGCUGAGGAUAUGUAUUCCCGGGUGGAAGAGCAAGGAGUUCAGGCUCGUGAUCGGGCAUAGUGUGUUUUUGGUGCUGCGCACGAUGAUCAGUUUGUAUGUGGCCGAGUUGGAUGGUCGACUCGUGAGUGCGCUUGUGAGAGGAAAAGGGAGGGAGUUCCUGAUGGGCUUGGUGUGGUGGAUGGGCGUUGCUAUACCGGCGACUUUUACGAACAGCAUGCUGUCAUACCAUCAGUGCAAGCUCUCGCUUCAGUAUCGAACCCGCCUCACAAACUAUAUCCAUUCAAAGUACCUUUCGCAAAUGACGUUUUAUACGCUCAGCGCCCUCGACGACCGCAUCGCAAAUGCCGAUCAGCUCAUCACCGUCGAUGUAGCCAAGUUCUCGAAUUCCCUCGCAGAGCUGUACUCGAACCUUGCGAAACCCGUACUCGAUAUCAUAAUCUACAACUACUCGCUGUCACGGAGCGUGGGUGGCGAAGGCCUGUUCUUCAUGUCGCUGUUGGUGCAGAUAUCCGCAAAUGUCAUGAGGGCACUGACUCCGCCGUUUGGUAAGUAUGUGGCGGACGAGGCAAGAUUAGAGGGAGAGUUUAGGUUUCAGCAUUCGAGGCUCAUUGACUGGAGCGAAGAGGUGGCGCUCUAUGCUGGCCAUGAGGCUGAGAAGGACACGCUUGACAAGGGGUACUUUACACUGAUCAAGCACGUCAAUAGGAUACUGAGACGCAGGUUCUACCAUGAAAUCAUGGAGGACUUUGUCAUCAAGUACUUUUGGGGUGCUUUGGGCCUGCUGCUGUGCAGUGUGCCUGUUUUCUUUAAGGUGCCUGGAACAGGCGGGAUGAGUAUGGGGGACCGCACCGAGAACUUCGUGACGAAUCGCCGCAUGCUUCUCAUGUCUAGUGAUGCUUUCGGUCGCGUCAUGUUUUCCUACAAAGAAAUCACCGAACUGGCAGGUUACACCUCGCGCGUCUCGACACUGCUCGAUGUCAUCGACGACAUUCAGGCCGGCCACUUUGAAAAGAAGCUCGUUUCCUCGGCCGACACUGAGGAAAAUGCUGCAGUCCUGCGUGGCCGUGGCACUGUAACCGAGGGCGAGGACAUUGAGUUCGUCGACGUACCGAUCGUCUCUCCCAACGGCGAUGUUCUAGUGCGUAAACUAUCCUUCCACGUGAGACCCGGAGACCAUCUCCUCAUUGUUGGACCCAACGGCUGCGGCAAGAGUAGUUUGUUCCGUAUCCUAGGUGGACUAUGGCCUGUCUACGGAGGCAAGGUUCGGAAACCGCCGUUUGAAGACAUCUUCUACAUUCCACAACGACCGUAUCUAUCCCGCGGCACCCUCCGCCAGCAAAUCAUCUACCCGGACUCCCUGCACGACAUGCACUCCAAAUCCAUUACCGACAAUGAUCUCCUCAGCGUCCUCGCCACGCUCAACCUUGAAUCCCUGGUCGACCGCCCCGGCGGCUUUGACGCAGAGGCUCAGUGGGAAGACGUGCUUUCUGGCGGCUUGCAGCAGCGCGUCGCCAUGGCUAGGUUGUUCUACCACAAACCGCGGUACGCGAUAUUGGACGAGUGCACGAGUAGUGUGACGCUCGAGGUGGAAAGAAUCAUGUAUGAGGAAGCAAAGAAACUGGGUAUCACGCUCAUGACUGUGUCGCAUAGACGCAGUCUGUGGAAGUAUCAUUGCCGCAUUCUGCAAUUUGAUGGCCAGGGAGGCUUUUACUUUGGUGGCUUGGAUGCUGAGAGGAGAGCGGUGCUUGAAGAUGAGAAGGAAGAUAUCGAUCUGCAGCUUAGGGCUGUCCCGGAUAUCGAGCAGAGGAUCAAGGAGCUGGAGGCUUCGUGAUUGAGUUGGUAGACUUGAUGUGUUGGCGAUGCGGGUAGUGGUGGGGGGGUCAAUGAUUGUUAUGUGAUUGAAUACGGGGGGCCGGAUGUAUACAAAUGUAAACAUAGAAGACAUUUACAUAUCAUGUUGCCGGAAUACAGUAGGCUAUGUCCAC